AUGACCAUUUUCUACUCUGGAGCCCUGGUGCGCCAGCUCUUCCACGGCCUUCACUACCGGGAAGCCGAAGGCCCAAGGAAGAUUUGCAGCCGCCUGUGGGAGCUCUGCCGGCGCUGGCUGGAGCCCCAGAGCUGCAGCAAGGAGCAGAUCCUGGAGCUGGUGGUGCUGGAACAGUUGCUGGCCAUCCUGCCCCAGGACAUGCAGAGCUGGGUGCGCAGGUCCCGCGUGGCGACCUGCACUCAGGCUGUGGCCCUGGCCGAGGGGUUUCAGCUGGUACAGGUGGAGGACGAGAAGCUCCAGGUCACAGUGCAUGUGAAGGUCGAGGAGGUGUCCUCAGACAAGAUGCAGCCCACUGGUGCUCUGCUGGAGCCUGGUGAUUCCUGGGUGCAGCAGCCAAAGGCUCGUUGUGAGGACAGGCCUCUGGUGGAGGCAGGAGAGAGAGAAACCCCAGGGCCCGAGGACAAGCUGCCUCAUGUCGCCAAAGAGGAGCCUCCACUUAACCUGGAGCCAGGUGCUGGGACCCUGAGCAGAGCAGAUCAGCAGCCUCCCAAGGAAGGGCCUGUCAACCUGGAGCUGCAGAGACCCUCUGCAGGGAAACGGGGACAGAGCAGCUCCCUGACACCUGGGCCAGGCCAGCUGCAGAAGGGGCAGGGCAGGCCUGCAAAGCAGGGGGAGAGCAUGGAGCUCCGGGAGGUGUUUGAGGACGUGGCAGUGUAUUUCACAUGGGAGGAGUGGGAGCUGCUGGAAGAGGAAGACAAGGAGCUUUACCGGGACCAGAUGCUGAAGAACUACCAAGCCCUUGUUUUCCUAGGACAUGCCUGGUUGCUGAGCAGAAGUGAGGAGCAGGCUCCUGAGGAAGGGCCUGGAAAGCUGGAGCCAGCCUGGGCUUCCCUGGGGAGUAUGGGUGAGGUGGAUUCCCUGAGCCCAGCGAAGGACCAAUGGCACAAGGAUCAGGGGAUGCCCCAGAAGCAGGAGACUGUAGCAAUGAAUGCGGUCCCAUCUCUAGUUGGGCAUUGGAGUGAAGAAGGGAAAGAAGCCAGAAAAAGCCCAAGGUGCAAGGAAGAAUAUGUCAUGCUGAGGCACCUGAAGAGGCAGAAAGCAAAGGUCCACUGCAGAGAGAGACUAGAUGCAAACCAAGUCAGUAUGGGGGGCCUCAAAGGGAAGCAAGAACUCACUACUAAGCCCAGGGGGAGAGCCCACCCCUGCCCUCAGUGCAGGGAAAGUUUUAGCUGCCCCUCACUCCUGACUCUGCACAAGAUAAGGCACUCUGGGGAGAAGCCCCAUGUAUGUGCCAAGUGUGGGAACAGUUUCACCUGCCUCUCGACCCUGGCUGCUCACCGCCAGAUCCAUUCUGGACAGCUCCCCCACCGCUUCACCAAAAGGGGGAAGAGCUUUGUGCGCAGCUUGGAGCUGUUCAAAACCCAGGAUGUGCACAGGAAGAAGUGUCAGUACCGCUGUGUCACAUGUGGUAAGACCUUCACCCAUUUCUUCUCCCUGGUUCAGCACCGUCGGAUGCACUUGGGAAGGAAGGCACACCGCUGCACCAAGUGCAGGAAGAACUUCAUCAGCUGGCAAGGCCUGUUGUACCACCAGUGUGUGCAGAGGGGGCAGCAGCCACACUGCUGCACCAAGUGUGGGAAGAGCUUCAGGCAGCUCUCCAGCCUGACCAAGCAGAGGUGCAUGCACACAAGGGAGAAGCCAUAUCAGUGCUCUGAGUGUGGGAAGAGCUUCACCUACCACUCCCACCUGGCCAAGCACCAACAUGUCUACACAGGGGAGACGCCAUAUCAGUGCUCUGAGUGUGGGAAGAGUUUCAGCAUCCCCUUCUGCCUGGCCCGGCACCAGCGCAUCCACACAGGAGAGAAGCCACAUCAGUGCUCUGUGUGUGGGAAGAGCUUCACCCAGUCCUCCACCCUGGCCCGGCACCAGCGCAUCCACACCGGGGAGAAGCCAUAUCUGUGCUCUGACUGUGGGAAGAGCUUCACUCGGUCCUCCUACCUGGCCCAUCACCAGCGCAUCCACAAAGGGAGAAGCCACAUCGUUGCUUUUAGUGUAGGAAGAGCUUCACCUACUCCUCCAGCCUGUUUUGAACACCAGUGAGUCUACACAGGGGAGAAGCUACAUGGGUGCUCUGAGUAUUGGAAAGGCUUCACCCAUCUCUCCCACCCAUCCUGGAAUCAGCACAUCCACACUCAGAAGCAUCCCUAAUUCUGCCAGCAGUGCAGGAAGGGCUUGGAGAUGUCUGCCUGCUCAGCACCCACCAGUGGCCGCAUUCAGACAAGCACCCUCAUGCUGGUGGACUGCAGAAAGAGUUCCCCCAGGCUUUGUCCCUUGUAGGGUACAGUGGGAGUCCAGAGCCCAGAGGCUGGCCCCCAAGGUACAAUUGUCAGCGGGGGGGUGUUAAGAGGAAACACCUCAGACAGAGGUCAGCCCCGAUGUGGGGUGAGGAGGAGAUGAUCUUUGCAUCAACCUUGGAGCCUGUGCAUUCCCCAUCAUUCUCUAAAAGUACUCCCAGGGGAAGAAGUGCCUUCAUGCUAGGGUGCCCUCCCCCAGACAGCUGACUUCAAGUGACACCCGGGGACUUUUCUUGGCUGCCUCCCAGCUUUCUCCUUCCUCUCAGUCCAGGGGUUCUGGUAUAUGAGCCCCUGAGUUGCAGGGAGGAGUGCAUUUAUGGCUGGGGAAGCAUUCCCUACCCUCCUCCCUGACCUCACCUUUCCUCACCACCACAUCUCCCCUCUCCCAGACCUGCCCAUGCCCAGUGGGCUCUGCAAGGAGUUGCUUCUGCCACUCCUGGAGCCUUUUUGGCCUGUUUUGCUUUUCAGCCUCUGCAGAGUUGUGCACCACAGGGUGUGUGCUGCUCCCCUGCCCUCCUCCCCUUCAUUGUAUUCUCUCUCAUGCAUUCCCUGCUACUAAAGCCCCAGAACUGAGCAUA
Alligator mississippiensis (American alligator) is the source of this 2932-nucleotide messenger RNA. RefSeq names its product zinc finger protein 436-like. The transcript is spliced from 6 exons. Gene Ontology annotation, molecular function: RNA polymerase II cis-regulatory region sequence-specific DNA binding; DNA-binding transcription factor activity, RNA polymerase II-specific. Gene Ontology annotation, biological process: regulation of transcription by RNA polymerase II. Lineage: Eukaryota; Metazoa; Chordata; Crocodylia; Alligatoridae. The record is from RefSeq and is a predicted model, not a curated record. Bases 1 to 2100 code for a protein of 699 amino acids.